CAAUAAGUGAACUAGUCAGACGAAAUGUAUCAACUUGUAAUUGCAUUUAUUACUUCUCUAUUGUUGACAGUCGUGGCAUCAUUGCCCACAAAUUCUAAUAACUUAAUAGAUCCUGAAAUUCCAACUGAUUCUGAAGCUGACAAUUUUUUGGAUAUCGAUAAAUUUGCCAAUAGCACCGCGUUUACGGUAGUUGAAAACGGUACAAAUCUUCGUUAUACGUUUGGAAAACGUGUUAAAUCCGAUCGCCUUGUUUCCCAAAAUACUGAAACAAAUUAUUGGCCUACACCACAAAAUGUCACUCUAAUAUUACAAUACCCGGGUAGUGGACAGGGUGCAAUUAUUACAUUUGUUGAAGUUGUUGUCAAUCAGAGUUCUAAUAUUGGAUUAGCUCGCGUGAUAGCAGGUGGAAUUGGGAAACGCUUCAUGGCGACCAUAGUUGAAGGCAAUAGAACGUUUUGGUUUAAUUACUCCGCACAUAUAUAUGGAAUUUGAUAGUUUAAAUAUAAACAAAAUAAUAUUGCAAUUACUUUCUUAAUUA
Molecule: messenger RNA, 538 nt
Organism: Eupeodes corollae
Lineage: Eukaryota; Metazoa; Arthropoda; Insecta; Diptera; Syrphidae
Exons: 2
Coding region: 25-492 (155 amino acids)
Source: RefSeq, a predicted model, not a curated record